Messenger RNA from Anisakis simplex (herring worm), 1395 nucleotides. NCBI's taxonomy places the organism in Eukaryota, Metazoa, Nematoda, Chromadorea, Rhabditida, Anisakidae. The record is from the annotation of a GenBank genome assembly.
AUGGACGAAACAACAAUAGAACCAAUGAAACUGGAGGAUUGUCUGGCAAUGAAUCAAAACAAACGUUUCAACGACGUGGCGUUACUAGCAGUUGGAGAAAACAAAUGGGAAUCACAAGUCCCAACGCACUAUAGCUAUGGUUUUUUUGGAUCAACAUGCUAUCCCGUCAUCAAUUAUCAGAUCGAGAAGGGAUUCAUCCUUAUUGGAGAAGACUCUCAACUAUUCAGCGACUUUGGAGAACUUACAGGCUGUCCUAUCAAAUGGAACAAUUGCACAACAGAAAGACGAACAAUAUGGUGGAAUGUUAGUUCAAUUCAAACGCAAUGUCCAUAUGAAGAAAUUGGAACUUACAGCGCUCUCAAAAAAGGCUCGCACUUUCUGAUUAAAGAAUUACAAGCAUCGCUAAUAAUGGCAUCUUCCGAAAGGAACGACACCAAAGCCUGUCAAUUCUAUAAACCAAAAUUCAUGGAAAAUGACAUCGUUUUAUCAGUUCUUGCAAAAAGAGAUGUAGUGAGACCAAAAAGAAGCAAAAAAGAUAAUACCACUGAGAUAUUAAACCAAGAAAAAAUAUGGGAAGCCACCCAGCUAGAGAGUCCAGAGGAUUCCGAAUGGGAUCCCGAAAAUCCAAAAUUCCAAUUUAUGGUGGACGAACUACAAGAUGAAAUUAAAUCGCAAGUCAAUAUAGCUCUACGAGAAGACUGUGCAACGAGAAAUAUGGUAAUCGAUGUUAUCAAAUACAUCACUCACAACAACGCUACGACGGCAGCAAAGCUUUUACUUCAAAGAAAUGAUCUCAGAGCAGAAAGGGGUCAUGAGGGAUUGUGGAUCUCUCCCUGCAAGAACAACGAAACAAAGGUCAAUGAAUAUCCAAUCGUAUUCAAAGCGGGCGUCCUAUCUCAUUAUAAUCAGAGAAAAAUCGAUCUGGCGUUGAAGCUAAUCUCGGAAGAAAAAUGGAUAGCAGUCAAGACCAAGAGAAAAGAAGAUCAUCCAGAAGAAAAUGAAGAAGGAAUCAUCGCAACAGAAACCGAACAUUUCAUCGAUAGAGUAACGGAAGAUUUCAAUAUUGCAUCCCGUGGAAUUCAACAAAUCAUAGAAGAGUUAUCAGAACCAUGGGUGUUAAUUUCGAUAUCUAUUGUCGCAAUUAUCGCUCUCGCUCUAUUACUAAUGAUAUUCUUCCGAUGCAACGUAUUCCGAAUCGUAUUCUUGAUAUUCAAGAUAUGCAAAACUAAGCGAAGAAAGUGGGUAAGGCAUGCCGAGAGAAAGCAGAGUCAAUCAGAAUUGGAAGAGUUAAGAUCAAUCGAUAGAACAAUUCAACUCAAUGUAAUCCCGAAAAAAGCAAAAUCAACCACCAUAUAUCAAAAAUUAGAAUUCAGACCAAUGGAAGAAUCAUUCUAA